UAUUUACCUUUCUUGUUGAGAAAGUCCUCUAAAUCUUCAAUCCUCACCUACACAUUAUAAAUUGACAUUCACAGUUGUACAACAAAUAACUACCAAAUCCUCUCUGUUUUUCAUUUUCUCACAUUUCUUCCAUAUAAAAAGAUAUGCAUCUCUAUAAUGCAUGGUUGCCGCCACCUGUGGCGGCUCAAACCGCCGGAGAGAGCACACGCAUCAUCGCCGCCGUCAACUCUUCCUUCAAUCACCACGAUCCCGAAUCCGUCUAUUCAACUCUCAAAUACAUCUCUGUCCUUGACCUUUUCAUAAAGGCAAAAAGUGACGUGUCUUUGGAAGAUGUCCGCACCCUUAUUAUGAUGGGUCUUGAACUAUUUCACAUGUCCCGUAAUAAGCUUUAUGCCCAGGUUAGAUGGGGAAAUUUAUUAGUCAGACUACUCAACAAGUAUAGGAAAAAGAUUGCGCUGACUAUUGAAUGGAGGCCUCUGUAUGAUACACUGAUUAGCACUCAUUUUACUAGAAGUACAGGCCCAGAAGGUUGGAGAAUAAGACAACGGCAUUUUGAAACUAUAACUUCACUUGUUCAGUCCUGCCGACGAUUCUUCCCAACAGGUUCUGCCUUUGAGAUAUGGUCUGAGUUUAAAUCUUUAUUGCAAAACCCAUGGCAUAAUUCAUCCUUUGAAGGAUCUGGGUUUGCCAGACUGUUUCUCCCAACAAAUCGAGACAAUCAGGCCUUUUAUACACUUGAUUGGAUAACAGAGUGUAUAGACUUGUGGGAAUCUAUACCAAAUUGCCAAUUCUGGAACAGCCAGUGGGCAGAUGUCAUAGCUCGUGUUGUAAAAAAUUACCACAAUGUUUACUGGGAAGGAUUCUUGCCUUUGCUUUUUGCUAAAUACCUAAAUAUGUUUGAGGUUCCUGUUGCAAAUGGAAGUGGAUCAUAUCCAUUUUCACUGGAUGUCCCAAGAAACACAAGGUUCUUGUUUUCCAAUAGAACUUCCACCCCUGCAAAGGCUAUAGCCAAGUCAAUUGUAUACUUGCUAAAACCUGGUAGUUCCGCAAAACAGCACUUUGAGAAAUUGGUCAACAUUUUGGAACAAUAUUAUCAUCCCUCAAAUGGCGGUCGAUGGACUUACUCGCUGGAGCGGUUUUUGUUUCAUUUGGUGAUUCAAUUUCAGAAGCGUCUACAGAAUGAACAGUUGAGCAUAAAUAAUUGUAGACCCUCUGAACAGCAUCUUGGAGAAUCAGAGAGGGUUUUCUUUGUCAAUACAGUGCUUAAGUUAAUUGAUCGUGGUCAAUACAGCAAGAAUGAGCAUCUCUCCGAGACAGUUGCUGCAGCAACUUCUAUAUUGUCUUAUGUGGAACCCUCAUUGGUCCUACCAUUUGUGGCAUCGCGGUUUCAAAUGGCCCUUGAGACGAUGACUGCCACCCACCAGUUGAAAAUUGCAGUUAUGUCAGUGGCAUUUGUUGGGCGUUCACUAUUUUAUACAUCUGUAUCAGCUUCCUCCAUGAAACAAGUGGAUGUUGGUGGUGGGGAUGAAACAUUCAUUGAUCUUGUGGGGGUUUCAUUAUCCAAUGCAUUACUUGGCAUGGAUGCUAACGACCCUCCAAAAACUUUAGCUACCAUGCAAUUAAUUGGUUCCAUAUUUUCAAAUUUGGCUUUAUUGGAUGAUAAAAUUGAUGACUUGUCAUUUAUGCCAAUGAUCCGCUUUUCUGAAUGGCUGGAUGAGUUCUUAUGCCGUCUAUUUUCCCUACUUCUACACUUAGAACCCAGCAGUGUUUUAAAUGAAGGUCUGCACUCAUCAGCUGCGUCAGGAACUUUUCUAGUUGAUGAUGGUCCAUACUACUUCUGUGUUCUUGAAAUUCUUCUUGGGAGGCUUUCAAAGUCACUAUAUAGUCAGGCUUUGAAGAAAAUUUCCAAGUUUGUGAGGACAAAUAUUCUUCCUGGUGCUAUUGCAGAGGUUGGACUGCUAUGUUGUGCAUGUGUUCACUCGAACCCGGAAGAAGCAGUUAGUCAACUUGUUGAGCCAAUAUUAGUGUCUGUAAUGUCCUCUUUGAAAGGAACACCAGGUACUGGAUUUGGAGGAGGUGGGACUUUUGAUGCUUCUGCUUCUGCUUCAACCAAGGUUAGGUCCACAAUUUCACCUGCUCUUGAGGCUGCAAUUGACUAUCAACUAAAGAUAUUAUCAGUUGGCAUCACAUAUGGAGGUCCAGCACUCCUCCGCUACAAGGAUCAAUUGAAAGAAGUUAUCUUCUUGGCUUUUGACUCACCAUCUUGGAAGAUUAAUGGUGCUGCUGAUCAUCUUCUUCGGUCCCUUCUUGGAAGUCAGAUUCAUUAUUAUCCAAUAGACCAAUAUAAGUGUGUUCUCAGUCACCCUGACGCUGUUGCUCUAGAAGAGUGGAUUAGCACGAAAGAUUUUUCCACUGAUGAAAGGUUGACCCCAAAGUGGCAUAUUCCUUCUGAUGAAGAAAUUCAUUUUGCAAAUGAUCUUUUAGAUAUUCACUUUAAGUCUGCUUUGGAUGAUCUGUUGAAAAUAUGCCAAACUAAAAUUCAUGCUGAUCAAGGAGAUGAGAAAGAGCACUUGAAAGUGACUCUUUUACGUAUUGAAUCAUCACUGCAAGGACUUUUCUCUUGCUUGCCGGAUUUUGUCCCAACCUCUAGGAAUGGAAUUGUUGAAGAUCCAAACCAUACAUUUCUAAUUGCUGGGGCAACAGGCUGUACUGUUGGAACUACUGCUCUGAGAGAAAAAGCUGCUGAGAUUGUACAUACAGCCUGCAAAUAUGUCCUCGAGAAAAAAUCUGAUGACAGCAUCCUGUUGAUACUCAUUAUUCGUAUUAUUGACGCUUUGGGAAAUUAUGGAAGUUUGGAGUAUGAUGAGUGGUCUAGUCACAGGCAGUCUUGGAAGUUGGAAUCUGCUGCCAUAAUAGAACCCCCAAUUAAUUUUAUUGUGUCAUCUCAUUCUAAAGGAAAGAAAAGACCUAGGUGGGCUCUCAUUGACAAGGCAUUCAUGCACAAUACCUGGAGGUCUUCACAAGCAUCCUAUCAUCUUUAUCGUGCAAGUGGGAAUUACGGUCCAUCUGAACACGUGACUAUUUUGAUGGAUGAUUUAUUGAGUCUCUCUUUGUAUAGUUAUGAAACUGUCCGCCUGCUUGCAGGGAAAGCUUUAGUGAAGCUGAUCAAGAGAUGGCCAUCUAUGAUUUCUAAAUGUGUCAUCACUCUUACCAAUAACUUGCAGGACCCCAAUGCCAAGGAGUAUGCAGUCUUGGGUUCUUGUUCAGUCCUUGCCUCACAAACAGUUCUCAAGCAUUUGACAAUGGAUCAAAAGUCAUUCUCUUCAUUUAUCUUGUCAAUUCUUUCAAGUUCUCAUCACGAAUCCUUGAAAUCUCAGAAAGCAAUUAAUGAGCUUUUUGUGAAGUACAACAUCCAAUUUUCUGGAGUAUCUAGAAGCUUUUUCAGGAUAUCAGACAAAGACAAUCAUAAUGGUGGACUAGGUUUUUCCGAUUUGGUUUCUCAGAUUGGUUCCAUGAGUUUUGAUUCUACUGGCUUGCAUUGGCGGUAUAAUUUGAUGGCUAACAGAGUUCUACUCCUACUGGCUUUGGCAUCUCGGAACCAUCCAAAUUCAUCAUCUAAAAUCCUGAGCGAAGCUGCUGGACACUUCUUGAAGAAUUUAAAAAGUCAACUUCCUCAGACAAGGAUACUUGCUAUUUCGGCUUUGAAUACAUUGUUAAAGGAAUCACCUUAUAAGCUGUCUCCUGGUGAGAAGUCUGACGUACUUGAGGAUUUGAAGGGCCAUGUGAAGUCGUCCCUUGAAGGAACUUUAACCCAAACUUUUCAGGAAGAUGGUUUCUUCAAUGAUACACUCACUAGUCUUUCUCAUGUUCAUAUAAUAACUGAUAACGAAACUGCUUCAAGAGGAAAUCACGGAGAUUCCAGUAUCCAAAGCCUAGCAGACAAAUCCAUAACCCGUUUUUAUUUUGAAUUUUCGGCUUCAUGGCCACGUACACCAAGUUGGAUAUCCUUUUUAGGAAGUGAUACAUUCUACUCAAGUUUUGCUCGUAUUUUCAAGCGGCUAGUACAAGAAUGUGGCAUGCCUGUAGUGUUGGCUCUGAAAGGUGCAGUUGAUGAGUUUACAGUUGCCAAGGAGAGGUCUAAACAAUGUGUAGCUGCAGAAGCACUGGCAGGUGUGUUACAUUCUGAUAUCGACGGUCUAUCAGAAGCAUGGGAAAGCUGGCUGAUGCUCCAGUUGAAGAAUAUAAUUUUAGCACAAUCUGUUGAAUCAGUUCCUGAGUGGUCCUCUUGCAUAAGAUAUGCAGUUACUGGUAAAGGAAAGUAUGGAACAAGAGUUCCUCUUUUGAGACAGAAAAUUUUGGAUUCCUUGAUGACUCCUUUACCUCCAACAGUAGCUACCACUGUAACAGCCAAGCGAUAUGCUUUUCUGGCUGCUGCACUUAUAGAAAUAUCCCCACAGAAAAUGCCAGUAGGUGAAAUACAGCUCCACAAUACGCUUCUGAAGGAAGUUCUUGGUAACAUGUGCCACUCGUCAGCCCAAGUAAGGGUUACCCUUUCUGUAUUGUGCUCUAACAUUCGGCUAUAUCAUUCAAGUCAUCAUGAUAAUGCGUGUGAUGAAAGAAACAACAAUGUUGAUAAUUUGAUGAAAGACGAAAGCUGGGUUCAGUUUCUUACAGAUAGAGCAGCUGAAGCAGUUGUGAACAUUCAGAUUGCUUCGCAAUCAGAUAAAGCUGUGAAUCCGAUUGAGACAAGUUCUCAAAAUGGGCAUUUAGAUGGUGAUUCACAGGAUGAUAUGAAAUGGAUGGAAACGCUACUCUACUUCAUCAUCUCGUCAUUGAAGUCUGGGAGAUCCUCUUAUCUUCGGGAUGUGAUUGUGGGGCUUCUAUAUCCUGUGAUUUCCUUGCAGGAAACAUCAAAUAAGGAUUUGUCAACUUUAGCCAAGGCAGCAUUUGAAUUACUAAAAUGGAUGAUUGUUUGGGAACCUCACCUCCAGAAGGCCAUAGAUGUGAUACUUUCUGCUGCCAAUGAUUCCAACUGGCGAACUAGGUCUGCGACAUUGACAUAUCUGCGUACUUUCAUGUACAGGCACACUUUCAUUCUCUCAAGUUCAAAGAAACAAGAAAUUUGGAGAACAGUUGAGAAGUUACUAGUAGACAACCAAGUUGAGGUAAGAGAACAUGCCGCAGCAGUUUUAGCAGGCUUAAUGAAGGGUGGAGAUGAAGAUCUAGCUAAAGAUUUCCGUGAUAGAGCUUAUGUAGAGGGAAAUAUUAUACAAAAGAGAAGAAAAUCGAGAAAUGCAAGCUCUGGUUCAGCUGUAGCAUCGAUUCAUGGUGCAGUACUAGCUUUGGUAGCUUCUGUAUUAUCAGCCCCAUAUGACAUGCCCAGUUGGUUGCCUGAGCAUGUUACGCUACUAGCUCGCUUUAGUGGUGAGCCAUCCCCUGUGAAAUCUACAGUUACGAAAGCUGUUGCAGAGUUUCGGCGGACCCAUGCGGAUACAUGGAAUGUUCAGAAAGAGCUAUUCACAGAAGAGCAACUUGAGAUUCUGGCAGAUACAUCCUCUUCAUCAUCAUAUUUUGCUUGAUCUAAUAAUCCAAAGAUAUUGUUAGGAGAGUACUGAGAAAAUUGGUUAGGUCAAAUAAUGCUUUUCACUUGUUGUGUAUUCAUAAUUUGUAAAAAUAGCUCUUAUUUACAUUUUGUACCAUCGAUCAUAUUUGUAAAAUUUUUAUUCCUUAAUGCAGUCUCACAAGUUGAGCUUCUAAGCUUCCUCUAUUCUGUAAUAUUUCUUAUACCAUGGGAUUGAUUAAAUAAUCUGCUGGUAAAUCCCACACGACACAGUCUAAGUUGAAUAUAUUGGAUAGAUUUCUAAGUUC
This is a messenger RNA of Cicer arietinum (chickpea), 5868 nucleotides long. Its product is annotated as proteasome activator subunit 4-like. Gene Ontology annotation, cellular component: cytosol; nucleus. Gene Ontology annotation, molecular function: proteasome binding; peptidase activator activity. Gene Ontology annotation, biological process: proteasomal ubiquitin-independent protein catabolic process. The record is from RefSeq and is a predicted model, not a curated record. Lineage: Eukaryota; Viridiplantae; Streptophyta; Magnoliopsida; Fabales; Fabaceae.